Molecule: messenger RNA, 499 nt
Organism: Apus apus (common swift)
Lineage: Eukaryota; Metazoa; Chordata; Aves; Apodiformes; Apodidae
Product: histone H3
Exons: 1
Coding region: 31-441 (136 amino acids)
Cellular component (GO): nucleosome
Molecular function (GO): protein heterodimerization activity; DNA binding; structural constituent of chromatin
Source: RefSeq, a predicted model, not a curated record
GUCGGGGAGCAGUGUUGCUUGUGUGCAGCGAUGGCUCGUACAAAGCAGACGGCGCGCAAGUCGACCGGCGGGAAGGCGCCCCGCAAGCAGCUGGCCACCAAGGCGGCCCGCAAGAGCGCGCCGGCCACGGGCGGCGUGAAGAAGCCGCACCGGUACCGGCCCGGCACGGUGGCGCUGCGCGAGAUCCGGCGCUACCAGAAGUCGACGGAGCUGCUGAUCCGCAAGCUGCCCUUCCAGCGGCUGGUGCGCGAGAUCGCGCAGGACUUCAAGACCGACCUGCGCUUCCAGAGCUCGGCCGUGAUGGCGCUGCAGGAGGCGAGCGAGGCCUACUUGGUGGGGCUGUUCGAGGACACCAACCUGUGCGCCAUCCACGCCAAGCGGGUCACCAUCAUGCCCAAGGACAUCCAGCUGGCCCGGCGCAUCCGCGGCGAGCGCGCCUGAGCUUCCUGCCCCGCCAGCACCAAACCCAAAGGCUCUUUUAAGAGCCACCACACCGCCA